This is a messenger RNA of Darwinula stevensoni, 2423 nucleotides long. The record is from the annotation of a GenBank genome assembly. NCBI's taxonomy places the organism in Eukaryota, Metazoa, Arthropoda, Ostracoda, Podocopida, Darwinulidae.
GAUGGAUGCUACAGAUGACCCGAUUCCGGAAGAUUCCCCCCCAUUUUCCGCAUCUAAGAGGCCUCGCCUUGAGGAUCCCGAAGAACCUGAUUUGGGAGGUGAAGAAUCCAGCUCAAUGACCAGUAUUGAUCCAUUGGACACAGUAUGCAGAGCUCCAGGAAUGUCUGUAGAAGCCUUUUGUGCAUCUGACUCAGGCUUCAAUGAGAUUGCUGAAGGGAAUGAAGCUCCAUCGUCAACUACUGAAGAUGAGGGUCACCUAAAUAAUUUUGGGCCUAGCCAUCACCACCACCAUCAUCCACAUUCCCAUCAUCAUCAUCAUCAUCAUCAUCACCACAACCACCACCAUCAUAGCCACCAUAAACCAAAUCAGGAAGAGCCAGUUGUGGUCUCCAAUGGAGGGGAAGGCCAGCAUGAUGAGCAAAAAACAGAUGAAGGGGCAGGAUCAAGCCAAGAAAAAAUCUUGGAUGGAGAGCAUGUUAAUGGUGGGGAGAAGGAUGAUGAUGUGUCAUCCACCAUAAGUGAAAUCUCAAACAUCUCAGGGAUAUCUGGGAUGAGUGGACAGGACUGGAAACCCAUUGCAGGGCCGAUGGGAUGGAUCCAGCAGCAAAUGCAACGUGGUGCAGACCCACGAGGUAUUCUGGAGGAGUUGAUCCCUGACCUGAAUCGUAUCCCACAGUCUGUAAAUGAUCUCACACUUUGGAAAAUCAUCAUCAAUAUCCUAAGCGAGCCACCUCGCCGUCAGAAGCUUCGGCAUGUGAAUACUUUGGAAGAUGUGGUGCGCCUCAUCCGUGGGGCAGGGAAUAUCCUUGUUCUCACUGGCGCUGGAGUAUCAGUGUCCUGUGGGAUCCCUGACUUUCGGAGUCGAGAUGGGAUCUACGCUCGACUAGCUGUGGAUUUCCCAGAUUUGCCUGACCCUCAGGCAAUGUUUGACAUCCACUACUUCCGUCGAGAUGCGCGGCCCUUCUUUAAGUUUGCCAAAGAAAUCUAUCCUGGACAGUUCCAGCCCUCACUGUCACAUAGGUUCAUUCGCCUUUUGGAGAAGAAUAGGAAGCUGCUGAGGAACUACACCCAGAACAUAGAUACCCUGGAGCAGGUGGCUGGUAUUGAGAACAUCAUUCAGUGCCAUGGGUCAUUUGCAACGGCUACCUGUAUGCGCUGCAAGUACAAAGUAGAUGCUGAAGCCAUCCGAGCGGACAUCAUGGAGCAAAAAAUCCCCUACUGCCCCAAAUGUCCCCUGGAGGAGCAUCUAGAGUCUCAGGACCCAGCUGCCUCAUCCUCCUGUUCCUCUACAUCCCCGAAUUCCUCUUGUCACUCUUCUCACUGUUCACACCAACAUGUACUGGGACAUGGUUUACCACCACCCAAGCCAAUCCUGAAGCCUGACAUAGUGUUUUUUGGGGAGGGUCUCCCUGAAACGUUCCAUAAGGCCAUGGCAGAGGAUAAGGACAAGUGUGACCUCCUCAUUGUCAUUGGGUCAUCUCUUAAAGUCAAGCCAGUUGCCCUCAUUCCCAGCUCUAUUCCAGCAAGUGUCCCACAGAUCCUAAUCAACCGGGAGUCCUUGAACCAUGUUGUGUUUGAUGUGGAGCUCCUUGGGGAUUGUGAUCGCAUUGUCCUUCAACUUGCUCACAGGUCUCCCCUUAUUUAUCUCUUACUUGGAGAGAACUGGAAUGAGGUGUCAGAGGCUGGACCACCAUGCCAGGAGAUAAAAAACCUCCCACCUCGCCCACCAUCACUUGAUGGAGGUGACAAAGACAGUGGUGAAGAACGGGCUCCACGUUCUGAACACGACCUGGAAGCCCUGAGAGCGUGCUGGCAACCAAAGAUCUUGGAGAGCGUGUCUGACCGACUGCCUGAGGGAACCUAUUUCCACAUGCAGCCAAACAAGUAUAUAUUUAAGGGAGCCGAGGUUUUUCUCGAUCCUGACAAUGAGGAGAACCAUUCCGAUGACGAUGAUGACUCCUCGUCCUCGAGCGAUUCACUCUCGUCCUUGCCGUCUCCUCCAUCUCCGCAGCCCACCACCAGCCAGGCAGAUGACUAAACUUUGGCUCUGUGCCUUGUGCUGUUUCUUGGCCAGUUUUAUGGCUCUUUAGCAUCGGAAAGGAACAUGGUUUGUGAUACCACUUUGGUACUUGAGGAGUCAUUCCUCAGUUUGCUUUGUACAGCAUUGGGUAUUUUUGGUCGCAUAUUCCUUUGAUUUAUUCACUCUAUUUAUGCAACCCCUGUAUGCUGUGAAAGAUUUCAAGUACAAACGGAGAAGAAAAUAAUUUUUUUGACUUUUUUUUGUGAAUGUGCAUGCCUGUGUUGAAAUUCCUGUGGAACAACACAUGGCAUUUUUUGUUGUAUGAGUAUCAGUCUUUUUUUUUUAUGAAUUUCUCUCCUUGAUGUUGUUCUUGUGCUCCAGCCAGAAGGCAUUUUCCUCAUCU